Molecule: messenger RNA, 4503 nt
Organism: Fusarium sp. VM40
Lineage: Eukaryota; Fungi; Ascomycota; Sordariomycetes; Hypocreales; Nectriaceae
Source: the annotation of a GenBank genome assembly
AUGCACGUCAAGACUGUGUUCAGUCUGGUCGUGCCAGGUCUUGCAUUCUUGGGCGAAGUAGCAGGUUUAUCUCCAGGGCAUUAUUCUGACUACGAAUCAGAGUUCGGAGAGAACAAUUUUGGCUCUAUCCAUGUUGGCGUUGGCCUCACGACUCGCCAAAUUGCGAAGCCUGCCUUGAGAAUUCUGCCCCUGGGCGCUUCUAUUGUCAGCGGUGUUGGAUCAAGCACUGGCAAUGGAUUCCGAAAGCCUCUCAGAGAUCAGUUGAGAUAUAAAGGCUGGGAUGUCAAUAUGGUUGGCAGCAAACAGAAUGGAGACAUGAAGGACAGAGACCAUGAAGCCACCAGUGGUUUCGUUAUCGACCAAGCCCGAAAUGCAGCACGUAACUCGUAUGGCUACAAACCCAACGUAGUUGUGAUGAACCUGGGCACCAACGAUGCAAACCAAGAUAAGGUGGACGGGGCUGGCAACCGAUUAGAAGGGCUACUUAACGACCUUUGGAGUGCCGAUGACAUGUCUAAAACAUAUGUCGUUGUUUCAUCUGUGAUUCGACGAAACGAUGCCAAGGCAGAGAGCAAUCGUAAGCAAAUCAACGAGCAGUACAAGAAGUUGAUCAGUCGCCUCAAGAGCACUGGAAAGCCAAUCACUUACGUUGACAUCGACAUUCCGCUGAAUGAGCUGACUUCCGAUGGGAUCCAUCCCAACGAUGCUGGACACAAGAAGAUGGCCGUAAAGUUUUGGUAUGCCAUCGAAUGGGGUCACCAGGCGGGUCUCAUCGGAGAAGCUGCCCCAAUGGCCAAGGCAACGGGCAACACUUGUGACAAGCAGCCCGGCCAGGCUCAAUACGGUGGUGUCACUCAAAAGGGCUCGGGUGACUCCGAUGGCAUCUACUACCACAGCAGCCAGGAGAUGGGCACUAUCUGGUCGUAUACCUCCGAGUUCGAUCGCGAUCAGUGGUUCUUUACCAGGCUUUAUGGUACCAAGUAUGAUGACGUUGUUGGUUGGUGGUAUGCCGACAAGAAGUUGUCCUUCGCCACAUGGAAGAACAAUGGCGGCGGCAAGUUCUCUAAAGUCUCCGACCUUGACACCAAACUCUUCUGCAACGUUGCUGGUAUCUGGUGGGUCGACAUCAAUAACGACGGAUACGACGACUUUCUUUGUGUUUCGCCCAAUGGAGACACAUUGGCUUCCAUCAACAACCGAGACGGAACUGCCACAAGCCCACCCACAUUCAAGAACAUUGGCAUGAUCAAGGGCAACGUCGGGUACAAGCAGGACCGUGUGAGAUGGGGCGACAUCGACGGAGAUGGCAGAGCCGACUACAUGAUCAUUGAUGACAGUGGAAAUGUUCAUGCAUGGAGAAACUCUGGUACCUCUGACACUCCCUCCUGGCAAUCUCUCGGCUUGCGAUUCACCGCCAAGGGUAUGGGUGACAUGCGAGGUGUUCGCUUUGAGGAUAUCAACGGUGACGGGCGCGACGACUGGCUGUGGGUGGACGACAAGGGUGCCACAACAACUUGGACCAACUCUCGAAGCUGUAAGAAGGGAAAGCCUGGUGAUGGACUCAACGUUGCUUGGCGUCAAGGAUUCUGGAAGGGCGCCACCUCUGGACCUACCCAUGCUGGUGCUGGUGCAGAUGGCCGAAACAGGAUUCACUUCGCCAGGAUCUACGGCGAGGCUGCCUUUGGACUUCUACCAAAGGCAGACUACAUCUACAUGCAGUCGACCAAGCAAUCCGACGGCAAGUUCAAGUUCGACAUGAAAGUCUGGAAGAACACUGGUGGCGGCUCCACCAAGCUCAAGGCUGAUGGCAACAAAUACUGCAACAUGCUUGGCCAUGACGAUGGACGACAGGAUUACGUCUGGGCUCUGUCGACUGGUAAGAUGACCGUCUGGCCCAACCUGGGAAAGAAGUCUGUCAGCGGCGACAACGAUGUAUUCUGGGGGACACCCAAGGACCUCUGGAACCCUGGAAAGGAAUACGAUCGUAGGGAUCUGCAUCUCGUCGAUUGGAACAAUGAUGGCGCUUGUGAUAUCGCCUGGGUUGAUCCCAACAACAAUAACAAGGUUUCUGUCUGGCUGAACAAUUACAAGAAGACUGGAGCUUUCGAGUGGACAUAUCUUGCCGACCCGGCGCCACAGCUGAACUGUCCAGAGAAGAGAGGUGUCGGAAUACACGACCUCGCUGUAAGAUUCGCAGAUAUUUCCAACAACAAGAUGUCGGAUUACAUCUGCAUUCAGCCUGACGGAAGAUUCUACGGAUGGACGCACAACAGUGAUGGUUCUUGGGAGAGGAUCGCGCAGUUCAAGAAAGCUGAAGGCAUCGAUCGCGCCAAUCUUCGUUUCGGCAACGUUAACGGACGUGGUGGCGAAGAUAUGAUCUGGGUCGACAAGUACACGGGCGACGCUACUGUCUACAUCAACAAUGGUAAGAUGGACACUGGGGGCAGUAACUGGUGGUUCUUGAAGAGUGGAAAGCAGUACUCGGGCUCUUGGGCCGGUACCUGCCAGUACUUCCCCGAUCUCGAUGGAGAUGGCAGAGCAGACUUGCACUCCAUCAUGGCCACCUUUGACAACCGCGGAGAGACCUUCUUCAACCGCUGCGGUAUGACGGAUACCUCAGGUGACGACGCAGGCUGGGCCCCAGGCCAAGACCCAGGGUUCGGGUCCCUGCCAUCUCCUAGUAACGACGAGAAGCCAGGAAGCGGAAGCGGAGGAGGUGUUCCUUCGCUCCCUUCUACUUGCAAGGAGACUUGCUGGAAUGUGGCCGAAGACAAGGAGACCAAAUGCAACAACGACGGUACGCAAUGGGAUAUGGAACCCAGAGACGACGGCGUCCCUGAGGAUAUCUUGAACAUCCGCAAGCUUGCUGCUAUUGGAGAUUCUUACUCAGCUGGAAUUGGCGCUGGAGACAGGCUGGGAAGUAUAUACGACGCUCUCAAAUCGGGCAGUGACUUUGCCUGCGCUCGAUACGAUCACGCUUACCCGUAUCUUGUAAACCAAGAUGACCGAAUCGGUGACCCGGCAAACCGCAAGUUCCAAUUCCUCUCGUGCUCUGGCGCUGUCAUGAAGGAUGUGGUCGACAAGCAGAUCCCAGACCUUGACAGCAACCAGGACGCCAUUAUGCUGUCCAUUGGUGGUAACGAUGUCGGUUUGAUCAGUUUGUUGAAUUCAUGCAUUUUCCAAAUGGGUGUCUUCACCCCACAGCAAGCCGCGGCCGCAAAGUUGAUCGCAGAGGUGGACAAGGACUAUGCAUGGGCCAAGGACUUUGACUGGGACGGUCUUUCUCGAGGUUGCGAGGGUCAGAUCGAAUACAGCAAGUCACUGGCUACUUCGGAUACCUUUGGCAAAAACCUUGAUGCCUUACUAGCAGCCGCCAAGAAGAAGUUGAACAAUGGGGCCAAAAUCUAUGUCACAGGCUAUGCCAAGUUCUUCGGAGAAAACCUGUCAGACGAUUGCGACAAGGUCACCUGGACGACAUGGCUUUACAAAUUGGAAAACCUCGGGCAACCGGCCGCGUACUUGACAAAAGCACGACGUUCAGCGAUGAAUCAAUUGGUUGACUAUGUCAACGGGCAGCUUAGAGCGGCAGUCACACGAGCCGGAGAUUCUGUGAGAUUCAUCGACUACGACCAUCUUCUUGGAAAGUACCGCGGCAGAUACUGUGAGCCAGGAGUCGAUGAGUCAACCAGCGAAUCCAACACAAGGAAUGGCCUCAUGUUCUACGAACUCAACUCGUGGGACCCUGCGGGAACGACUCCAUGGAAGCGCGACACCGAAAAGGGCGAGCUCAGCGGCACCUUCUAUGGUGACAUGCUCAUCCUUGCCAAGAUCACGAAUCUUAUGGAUCCUAAUGCUGAGCUUCACCAUGACAACGAUAACAGGAAGAGGGAUCUCACUGCUCUCGAUAAGCGUGCCGACAUCGUCGAUUACCUGGUGCCCAGGGGCUACGCACGAGUCUUCCACCCUCAGAUCCCGUUGCAUGAGAAGAUUGCAAAAUUGGUUGUUUUACAGAUAUCCAUGGAGCACGAGGCUCGUAAGGGCUAUGCUACAUGGAGUGAUUUGAACAAGAACACAUAUUGUCCCCUAGUACCGGAGGAGCCACCAACAGACACGCCUCCUAUCAGAACGAAGAAAUGGUCCUUGGAAAUUCACGACCUAUACUCAUCAGACUUUUCAGCAGACUGCACUAGAAAAGACUCCAGACGGUCCAGGACGGUCUGGGGUUAUGAGCUAGGCAGGUGCUACGAUUUCGACCAAAUGCCUGAUACAGACUGUCGGGAAUACAUUGGAACGAAAGAACAAGGAGGAUGUUCGGGAAGAUUGUCCCCACAGAGUGUCAUCGUUCCGGACGAAGGGUAUAACUGCCUCUUUUACGUCGGUGAUGAUUGCAAGCGACCGCUUGGACGCCUCUCCGACCACUCCUGCAUGUUAACAAAUAUGCCCGACAUCGACUGGAUCGGCAAUCAAAUAGGGUCUUUCAGAUGCUUGCAAGAAUUUAAGUAA